Messenger RNA from Sitophilus oryzae (rice weevil), 567 nucleotides. RefSeq lists its product as uncharacterized. The transcript has 3 exons. The coding region runs from base 71 to 502 and encodes 143 amino acids. NCBI's taxonomy places the organism in Eukaryota, Metazoa, Arthropoda, Insecta, Coleoptera, Curculionidae. The record is from RefSeq and is a predicted model, not a curated record.
UUUAUUAUAUCAUGUCAGUUUAAAUUUUCGUAGAUUUAUACAAAAAAAUAAAAAAUAUAUAAUAAAUAUCAUGGGCAAUGCAGAAACAAAACCAAGAUCUAAUAAUAAUUUAAAAGACGAUACAAUACAAACACAAAUACCUUCUCAUAUAACGAAACCUACAUCAAAUUUAGUCCUUGCUUAUAAUGAAGGCCAAUUCCACCCAUGUAUAAUCUUGGACAGGGCAAGAAACAUAUCAAACGGUUACGAAGUGUUUUUCCUUCAUAAUCAAACUGAAACUGAAAUAUUUUCCGGAAAUGUAAUAGGAAAUUUCAAGGCUCUUCUAGAAUGCGAAGUGAGUUUCACUAUAGACGGCCAAAGUUAUACAGGAAAAGUUUUCGAUAUGGCCAACAACGACCAAAACGAAACCAGGAACUUUUUCAUAUGUUGCGACAAUCAGUAUUUCUGGGUUUCCUUCCCGUUUAUCUAUUUAACUCCGGAACAAGCGAGACAACUCCGUUAAAAAUAUGUUAUUAAGCGUGCGAAAUUUAUAGAACUGGAUUAUGAAAAUAAAUAAUUGAUUUAUGA